AUGUCCAAUCCACAACAACACGAGCAAGAUCAUCUCCACGAAAAGGAUGAUGAAAGAGAAUACCAUAUUUCUUCGUCUCCACUCUUACCCAUUGACAAGGUCAAUGAAUGUAAACUUUAUUGGAGAAAUUUGAUGCAAUCCUCUUCAUCCAAUUCUCUCCUUCAGAACGCUUCCUAUUUCAGACAACAUCCAGAAUAUGCCAUUGGUGAUUAUUUGGGCUUUCCAUCUUAUUACCAUGCGGAAGCUUUUUACAACUAUUGUCCCGAUAAAUUGGAUACUCUCAAUGUUUGGUCCUUCCUUCAAAAAACCGAUCAAUUUACUUCUGAAAUCAAACAAUUUAAAGAAAAGAUCAUGAAGAUGAGUAUCUUGGAGUUGAUUGAUAUGGCUGAAAAGGAUAAUGCCAAAAAACUAGCCGAACUCACCUCUAAUGUCCAGGAGGUCUAUUACAAGUAUAUUCCAGCUAUUCUUAUUCACGGAAGAUACACUCCUCAAAAUGCUGCGUAUUUGUUGUACCAUUGGUUGAACUAUGUCGAUCAAAAGAUGCAAGAAUUGAAGAAUGAUGAAUAUGAAUCAUUGGUUUUUGCAAAGAGUAUGCUCAUUCAGAAAUUGAAGCGCGCACUUGUGUGGAGAACCUACUGCGAUGGAAAACUUGAAGACUUCUUGCAGAGUGAUGAACAAAAAGAUCCUCAACUUAUUGCUUCCUGGAUGAAGGAUUCAUUCAAACCAUUGAUUGGAUUCCCAAAGGUCAAGUUGGAAGUUGUGAAUAAGAUUUUGACAGAGGCUGAAGUUCCUGCAUUGGACGAAAAGGUCGAUCUCAAAUCGCUCUCUGACUACUAUGUGUUAUUGAACCGCUUGGAAUCAUUGUGUGGUGUCAAUGAACAUUCUGUAGUCUCCUACCGCGAACGCAAGAGAUCCUCCUCAAAGAAGGAUGAUAAUAAUUAUUAUUAUUAUGGACCAAAGAAACAUAAUACCCUCACAGCAGUCUAUAAGGGACUCAAUCACAAGGAAAGAAAAGAAAAACUUCACAAAUCCCUUCAUCACUUCAGAAAGUACAAUAGAGUCUUGUUGGUUGCUGGAAAGUUGAGAGGACGUCUCAGCAGAUUCUUUGAUGCCUAUGUCACUGGAUUGUGUGCCCGAAUUGACAAGAGUGGAAUGAUCACACAAACCUUCUCUCCAGAAUAUUAUCUCUUCGAGAAUGACAUUAAGACAUUGGUGUCCGAGGACUCUAAAUUCGACAUACUUACUGUCUUGUUUGGUUGCAUGGCUGUCAGUGAGUUUAGUGUGAGAAAGGCAUUUACCAUUGAAAGUCAAAUGCAAGGAGGUUUAGAUGAAUUGUUGUCCUACUUGUUGACACUCAUGCGUGGACGAGAGGAACAGACCAAGUGGGAAAUUGUUGGCUCUGUUUUUCCCGUCGAGGAUAUCAUGAAUCGUAUGAAUGAGGAGACCAAGUCGUGCCUCUUGGCUCAAUUCCUGUCCAUUCAAAUUCCUAUUGCUAAAUUCUUGGAAUCGCAAUGGUUGAAGGGAGUUGAUAAGUGUACUCAAAAAGAUAUGAUGGUUCCACGUAGAGGAACAACCGAGAUCAAUACUUCAGGAUGGAACGCAGCAAGUGGAGCAUGGAAUAAUGCCAUUCGAUUCAUUAGGGCCAUUUCCAAGUCCAUGGGUCAAGAAGCUCCUCUCAUCAUGAAAUGUAUGAAAUUGACAGCUGCCGAUCAAAUGCGAUGGGCACAAAUGGCUGGCAAAGAAGAACCCGACGACGUGCCAGUAUUUAAAAAGCUCACUUUGGAGAAGCACAUCACUCCGUGGGGAAUUGUUUUAGAGACUGUUAAGGCCACUAAGGAAGACAUUAUUUCGGCAUGUAAAGAGUGUAAUGUUGAUCCAAAGAAGUGGCUUGGUUAUGCACAAGAAAGAUCCACCGAAUCCAAAAUUCACCAGGACAUGAUUUGUGGUUGUGUGGUUCCUAAUGUUGCGAGUGUGCAAAUGUUGUUGAAAUCAUUAGGUGCAUUUGGUUACAAGCCACAACCUCACGAGCAGCAGCAACAAUAA
Naegleria fowleri is the source of this 2043-nucleotide messenger RNA. RefSeq lists its product as uncharacterized. Lineage: Eukaryota; Heterolobosea; Eutetramitea; Acrasida; Naegleriidae. The transcript has a single exon. The coding region runs from base 1 to 2043 and encodes 680 amino acids. The record is from RefSeq and is a predicted model, not a curated record.